Oryza sativa Japonica Group (Japanese rice) is the source of this 1461-nucleotide messenger RNA. RefSeq lists its product as uncharacterized. The record is from RefSeq and is a predicted model, not a curated record. Lineage: Eukaryota; Viridiplantae; Streptophyta; Magnoliopsida; Poales; Poaceae.
AGAAGAACUAUAAUGCAAAGUCAAGAACAAACGAAGUAGAUAAAUCUGUAGCUAGGUUAGCACACACAUGGCCUGAGGCCGGAGAGAGGCGUGGCGAAGGUAGAUUAGAUGUGCGAGUAGAGGAGAGGUUGCGUGCUGUCCCAGGCUGGUAUCCUGUUGCCGUCUCCACCGCCACGUUCCUCCUCACCUUUCACCCACCCACCACCACACCACAGCUACUUACCUUGCCCGCCACACACUACACCAGCUUAGCUAGCUAGCUCGCUCGCUACCUCCUCCUUGGUUCAUUCCCUUCACGGCUAAGUUCCCAGAUAGCCAGCAGCGAUCGUAGUGUGUCGCAACAUGGCGCCGCGGCUGUUGUCGUGUUUUGGCAGGGGCAGCGCGACGGCGUCGGCGCCGGAUCAGCCGGAGGAGGCGGCGGCGGCGGCCGCGCCGGGGCCGGUGCUGCUGGAGCUGUUCUGCUCGCAGGGGUGCGGGGCGUCGCCGGAGGCGGACGCGGUGGCGGCGCGGAUGGUGCACGAGGACCAGCAGCGGGCGGCGGCGGGCGAGGGAGGCGGCGGGGAGCGCGGCGUGGUGGUGCUGGGCUUCCACGUCGACUACUGGGACUACCGCGGGUGGAAGGACCCGUUCGCGUCCAGCGCGUGGACGGUGCGGCAGAAGGCGUACGUGGAGGCGCUCCGGCUCGACACGCUGUUCACGCCGCAGGCCGUCGUGCAGGGCCGCGCCCACUGCGUCGGCACCGAGCAGGACGCCCUCGCCCAGGCCGUCCGCGACGCGCCCCGCUACCCCGCCCCCGCCAUGAAGGUGACGUUCCAGCGGCCGAACCCGAGCACGCUGCAGGCGUCGUUCACGGGGACGCUGCGGAGCCGGAUGGAGGGCGGCGGGAGCGUGUUGGUGGCGCUGUACGAGAGCGGGCUGGUGACGGACUGCGGGCGCGGCGAGAACAAGGGGAAGUCGCUGCUCAACGACCACGUGGUGCGGCGGCUGGAGAAGGUGGCCGCCGUGCGCGACGGCGCGUCGGCGAAGAAGUCCGUGUCCGGGUCCGUGCAGUUCCCGCUCUGGGACGGCUUCCGCGCCUCCCGCUGCGGCCUCGUCCUCUUCGUCCAGAACGCCGCGCUGCAGGUGCUCGGCGUCCAGCACUUCGACCUGCCCGACAACGUGUGACUACUCGCGGUCGGUCGGUCGAGGCUUGCGCCUGCGUGUGUAGACGUGUGCCGUGUAAUGUACUACUAGUAAAUAUUCUUUGUAGAGUACACGUUUGAUUAUUGAUCGACGCGUUUGUAUUGUUGUUGAUUUGUUGGGGGUACGAGACUAGACGAGAGUGGGGAGAUGGGUAAUUGGAGACAUUAUUAAUUCAGACAUUGCAGCAGCCUUGCAGAUGAGAUCAACGCUUUUGUAUGCCGUAUUUGUUCGUGAGUUUGUGUACUCUUCUGCCCUUUGAUCCUUUUUUAGGGCUGUUAA